UGGCAACUCUGGUUGAAGUAAAGUAGCAGCUGUUUGGAUUGUGGCCCCGAAAACAAAUCUAGUCUGUCGAAAUUGACAAUAGCUUGUAGCAAACUCCAAACAAAAUUCCACGUAAAAGUCCAAAGCCUUAAGUACCGGAUAUAUUUUUCAAGCGCCCGAACAGAAUCCAUCUCCUCCGGCCUUCAACGAAGGUGAGUUUGCCUUGGGAUCGGAUCGGAUCAGAAAUAGCACUGAAUGCCAGCGGAAUCUACGCAUUUGCAGAAGCCUAUGAUAUAAUAAUGUCGCGCUCUUUGAGUCGCGUACUGGGCACCCUCGGCCCCGGAAAUCGCGGGCCCCACAGACUGACGCCCCUGCGCGGACUUUUAUGCGGCCAAGUGAACAGUUGCAGCGCCAGUAGCACCAUCGUCCCGGUGGCCAUGUACUCCAAGCGAAACGGACCUCCCUCGGACGCCGGAGAGCCCUUCAAAACGGUGUCCAAGUCGCGGGAUCUCGACGGAGACGAUGAGCUAAACAGCCUGGAGAGCGAACCCAACUGGGAGUUGACCGCGGCGCGGAGCAACCGCUUCUACCUGCCCAAUGCAACCGGACCUGCCUGGCAAGGCGACACCACCACGGUCGGACUGCUCACUCCGCUCGGCCAGUUGGUUAACUUCCGCAAGGAGGCCAAUGCGGACAAAUCUCGUCUGGAGUUCUCCUGCUGCCAGUGCCCCAUGCUCAUCCGCGAGUCGCUCGUGGAGCUCUUUCCCGUGCGUGUCGUGGCGCAGCGGGAGUCUUCCAUUACCAUGUUGGUCCUCAGCUACGACGGGGACAUAGAAAUGGGCGCCGCUAAGUUUGUUUUGGCCGCUCGGGACAUCAGCGAUCGCCUAUUGUCUCUCGGCUACUGGGCGGACUUCCUCAAUCCAUUUAGCGGACGACCCUACUUCAUGCCGCGGGACGGAGCUAAUCUUUACAAGCAGGACCACCGCUUUCGGGGUCUAAACAUGCGGCUGUCGCAGCAGAACCACUGCACAGUGAUCGCCGCCGAGGAGAACGAUCGCACCCACUUCUCGGGCACCAUCUACUGCACGGCUCCCAAUCACUACGACCAGGUAGUGGAUCUGCUGGUGCCACGGCCGCCAUCCUCGUCGCGAAAGAUGCCAGCCCAAUGACGCCGGACACGGAUGCCACCGAAGUUCGAGCUGCAAGCUCUGGGUCCAUCGAAGAUGACGAAUGUGUUGAAGCCUUUUAGUGAUGAUAACUGUGUUAACUGUUUAGGUUUUCUGUUCCCGACACUGUAUAUAGCCAUAGACAAAUGCUUGUGUUAUAUAUAUGCUGCGAAAUAUAAUCGAUAAGAAUGUUAA
This is a messenger RNA of Drosophila ficusphila, 1340 nucleotides long. RefSeq lists its product as uncharacterized. The record is from RefSeq and is a predicted model, not a curated record. Gene Ontology annotation, biological process: cobalamin metabolic process. Lineage: Eukaryota; Metazoa; Arthropoda; Insecta; Diptera; Drosophilidae. The transcript has 2 exons. Bases 279 to 1148 code for a protein of 289 amino acids. Gene Ontology annotation, cellular component: mitochondrion.